UUGCAUUGUACGGACGCUAUGCACGCGCUGCGCCUUAGCAGGGAUUUUGCAGGCUGAGGAUCCUGAGGAACUCGGGGAAACCGUGGGCUGUGUUGCUUUCCUCACCUCUGCCAAUACGACCACCACGUCCUCCGAAGAGAGAGCGGAUGAUGGCGGCCGCCCCGGCUGCGGUGGUAGAGGUAAGCGCCAGCAGCACCGGGAGCAGCAGCAGCGACACUUCCAGCACCGGCGAGGAGGAAAGGAUGAGGCGCCUCUUCCAGACCUGCGACGGGGAUGGCGACGGCUAUAUCAGCAGGAAUGACUUAUUGAUGGUGUGCCGCCAACUGAACAUGGAGAAAUCUGUGGCUGAGAUCAUGCAUCAGCUUGGUGCAGAUGAAAAUGGAAAGAUUUCCUUUCAGGAUUUUACUCGAUGUCGCAUGCAACUUGUGCGAGAAAUCCGGAAAGAAGAAGUUGAACUUUCUGUGAAAUCAGAUGAGUUUUGUAAGAAGAAAGCAUUAAGAGACAGAAUAGCUUCCUGGCCAACAAGCAGUGAUAACAGUUUGGGUGCUAGAGAAAGUUGGGAAUAUGAUUCCGGAGCUAGAGAUCUUCAGAGUCCUGACUUGAACAGUCGUUCAACUCUACACAACCUCUUAGAAUAUGGAGGCAAUGCCAUGAAUCAACAAGUUGUGCUGCAGAAACUGCUUACCCAGGCCUCUAAUCUCACCAGUUCAGUUGGAGGAAGUUACUUAGAGCUUGCUAACACCCUACACUUAGCAGCUCUGGCAUCACUGAAAGGAGACAUCGUUGAACUUAAUAAACGCCUGCAGCACACAGAGCGGGAGAGGGAUUUGCUAGAAAAGAAAUUGGCAAAGGCACAGUGUGAACAGCCUCACCUAAUGAGAGAGCAUGAAGAUGUGCAAGAGCGGACGACGCUUCGAUAUGAAGAACGGAUCACAGAGCUCCAUAGCAUUAUUGCAGAGUUAAAUAAAAAAAUUGAUCGACUGCAAGGAACUACAAUCAGGGAAGAAGAUGAGUAUUCAGAACUACGAUCAGAACUUAGUCACAGCCAGCAUGAGGCCAAUGAAGAUUCACAUAGCAUGGACCAAGAUCAGACUUCUGUUUCCGUCCUAGAAAACCAGUCAACCAUGGUCACAGCUGACAUGGAUACCUGUAGUGACUUGAACUCUGAACUGCAGAGAGUGCUGACGGGUCUGGAGAAUGUUGUCUGUGGGAGAAAGAAGAGCAGCUGCAGUUUGUCUGUAGCAGAUGUGGACAGACAUAUCGAACAACUCACCACUGCCAGCGAACAUUGUGAUCUAGCCAUUAAGACAGUAGAAGAAAUUGAAGGUGUGCUAGGGCGAGAUCUCUAUCCAAAUCUGGCAGAAGAGAGGUCUCGAUGGGAAAAGGAACUGGCAGGCCUAAGGGAAGAGAAUGAGAGUCUCACUGCAAUGCUGUGCAGUAAAGAAGAGGAGCUGAACAGGACCAAGGCCACUAUGAAUGCUAUCCGAGAAGAACGGGACAGAUUACGCAGAAGGGUUCGAGAACUACAGACCCGUUUACAGAGCAUCCAGGCAACUGGGCCAUCAAGCCCAAGUCGUCUCACUCCAGCCAACCGUCCCAUUAACCCUAGCACUGGAGAACUGAGCACCAGCAGCAGCAGUAAUGACAUUCCCAUUGCCAAGAUCGCUGAGCGAGUGAAGCUCUCAAAGACAAGGUCAGAGUCUUCCACAUCAGACCGCCCUGUGCUGGGAUCCGAAAUCAGUAGCAUAGGAGUAUCAAGCAGCGUGGCUGAACAUCUAGCCCACUCCCUUCAGGACUGUUCCAAUAUCCAAGAAAUUUUCCAGACACUCUACUCACAUGGGUCUGCUAUCUCUGAAAGCAAAAUCCGAGAAUUUGAAGUAGAAACUGAACGAUUAAACAGCCGCAUUGAACACUUAAAAUCUCAGAAUGAUUUAUUGACAAUAACUCUGGAAGAGUGUAAGAACAAUGCUGAGAGGAUGAGCAUGUUGGUCGGAAAAUAUGAAUCCAAUGCCACUGCUCUAAGACUUGCAUUGCAGUACAGUGAACAGUGCAUUGAAGCCUAUGAGCUGCUACUAGCAUUGGCAGAAAGUGAACAGUCUCUCAUUCUUGGGCAAUUCCGAGCUGCAGGUGUUGGGUCUGUUGGGGACAAAACAUGUGAUGAAAACAUCACCCAGAUGCUUAAAAGAGCUCAUGACUGCAGGAAGACAGCUGAGAAUGCAGCCAAAGCCCUGCUGAUGAAAUUGGAUGGUAGCUGUGGAGGAGCCUAUGCAGUCACUGGCUGCAGUGUACAGCCAUGGGAGAGUCUGUCAUCCAAUAGCCAUACCAGUACUACCAGCUCAACAGCAAGUAGUUGUGAUACGGAGUUCACAAAGGAGGAUGAACAAAGACUAAAGGACUACAUUCAGCAGUUGAAGAAUGACCGGUCCGCUGUGAAGUUGACCAUGUUGGAACUGGAGAGCAUCCAUAUUGAUCCCCUUAGUUAUGAUGUCAAGCCUCGCGGAGACAGCCAAAGGCUGGAUCUAGAAAACGCGGUACUCAUGCAGGAACUCAUGUCAAUGAAGGAGGAAAUGGCAGAGCUGAAGGCGCAGCUGUACUUGCUAGAAAAAGAGAAGAAAGCUCUAGAGCUGAAGCUGAGCAGUCGAGAAGCUCAAGAGCAGGCCUACCUAGUCCACAUUGAGCACCUGAAAUCAGAAGUGGAAGAGCAAAAGGAACAGAGGAUGAGGUCGCUCAGCUUGGCCAGCAGCAGCAGCAAAGAUAAGGAAUGUACAGAGACCACUACAGCAUCAUUAACAUUAGCCGAGCUGAAACCGUACAGUGAAAGCGAUCUGACUACAGAACUGGCAAAUGCACUCAGACGAGAAAAGAAAUUGAAAACUAGAGUGCAGGAAUUGGUGAGUGCCUUAGAGAGACUGACAAAGAGUGGCGAGAUCCGGCACCAGCAGUCUGCAGAGUUUGUUAAUGACUUGAAAAGAGCAAACAGUAACCUUGUGGCUGCCUAUGAGAAAGCAAAAAAGAAGCAUCAAAACAAGCUGAAGAAAUUGGAAUCUCAAAUGAUGGCCAUGGUUGAAAGGCAUGAGACGCAAGUGAGAAUGCUCAAACAAAGAAUUGCAUUGCUAGAAGAGGAGAACUCAAGACCCCAUACCAAUGAAACAUCACUUUAAGCAGAGCAAAAGGUGUUUUGUGUGUUUUGUUUUGUUCUGUAAAGAAUCCAUGUGCCAUUGCAAACCGGACUCCUUGCAAGACUGAUUUAAGGGAAUCUGAAGCAAACUGGAAGUCAGCAAAGCCCAAGAGAGGUUUUGAAGAUGUUCAGCCAUAAGCAAGAGCCAAAAAGGAAAGGAGAUUUUUUUUAUGGCUGCUUGUAAACAGACAGUGCCUGUUGGUAAAUGUAUUUCUUUAUCAGUAAUUAUAAUUAUUUUUAUUUACACCAUUGAAAGAUCCCUUUUUAUGGGUGACAGCAAGAAUACUCCUUCGUUAAAUGUUCUUUUCCAUUAUAUUUUUGAGGGAACCCUUGACACACAAGGCCCUCCAGUAGCUUUUAUGAGGUCUCCUCUUCCUGCUGUUCAUCCCACUUUUCUGAAAUGGAAUCAGAUAGCCAGACAUUUGUAGAAACCUUUUGUCACCAAGGAGCAUGAAGUGUUGUCACAUGGCUGAAGGCUGCAUCGUGUUGGGCAUGCAGGUAAUACCUCCACGUAAAUGGCUGUGUGUGAUCAUGCAGUUCUCUCCUCCAUCUAUUUAAAAGGAACGUAAUAAUACAAAGGUGCUUUAAGACUGAGGCCUUUUUAAGUCAUCAUAUGCUGGAUCAGUGUCCAUUAGUCAGUCUGCCCACAGCCCCUCUUCUGCUGAUUUCUGUCAAGCCAGACACGCUGGCAGGAUCAGCACAAGAGGCCAGCAACUGUAUCUCAAGCACCUCCAGCAGUGCCAGUCCCACAGCCCCUUCUGAAUUGGUGCUUUUUCUCUUCUUUGAGACUGUCAGUGCCAGGAAAAGCAGUUAGCUGGAAGCACAAUUUUAACUAGUUUGGCAGUCUUACUGCAGGUCAAUCUUACUGCAUGUUUGUUCUGAGAAUAGUCACUUAACUUAUGAAGACAUUCAUUGCUACACAUCCUUCAUUCCAAAUGAAGUCGUAGUCACUACAUGAUUUAUUGCAAAGAACUCUGCAGCAAGAUUAAAUCACAGGACAGCAUUUCUUCACCAGAUGGUUUGUCAAGGCUAUCACUGGGGUAGUGCUGAAAAAUACAUUUUGGUCCAGAUUUCCCUAAAGUGGACUAUUUUGCUGCUGUGCAGCAUGAAAACAGUCAAGUGGGUAAAGUCAUAGUUCAGCUUGGUAUCAGCUGAAAAUGUCCUUGGUUUUAAGGAAUGUGCCUGCUCAGAUGAAUGUAAAAGUGCUCCCUUGAAAACCUUUGCUUCUUUAAAAAGCUGUGUGGAAAUUCACUUCCAAGCAAGCUCAGUUGUGGUGCUAAUUCUGUCUUCUCAGGCAUGUAGAACUUAUCAUAUCAACCCAAAACAAGCAAAAUGGCAUCCUACAAAAUACUUAAAUAAGAAACUGGAAUGUCUCUGUUAAUGAGAACCUGCUUUUUAUUUUCUCUGACAAGACAUACAUGUGGCAAAAAUUCCCUGGUGAUAUAUCAGUAGAGCUAUGCUAAAGAACACGCAUUAAAAUUAAUCUCUAGGUAUCCAGGGAAUGCAAUCUCUCCAUUGUGGCCCAUGCAGCUCAACGGUGCCUUGCUUUUAGAACUAGGGUGUUUUAUUUCUUUGCACUCUUGAUUGUGUAAGCACUUGCAAUAAAUCCAUCAGUGCCAACAAGAUAACCACCUAAAGUCUGCUGGUGCUCUUAUAUAUUUUCAUUGUAACGGAGAUGAGGUGCAUUUCUAGUCAAGCUGAGGUUUUGGACUUCAGCUCCUUUUUUUCUUCUUGCUAUGCUGCUGCAUCUUAUUGUAUAGGAGAAAAUGAAGAUCACACUAGUUGUCCAGGAGGUUUCUGGAGUUGGCAGUAGAGGUAAAACCAAUUGAAAACACCAGGUAGAGCCAAACAGCCUUGGUGCCACAAAAGCUGAACAAGACUCAGCUUUUUCAGCUGGGGCCAACAAGAGCUUCAGCUGAAUGCUGGAAUCCAGCAUUCAGUUGAAGCUCUCCCUACCGCCAUAUCCCAGGUUCAUGUGGAGUUGGGAAACCAUAGCAGGGAGAGGAGAGUUUCAACUGAAUGCUGACUGGAGUCUCUCCCCAGAGCCGCCAGAUGGACCUGAAAAUUGGGGAGGGGGGAGCACAAUCUUUUGAACUUGAAGUACCUUUAUUAGCAUACUGUACAGAUUCUUCUCCACAAAAGACACAGAUAAAUAUAAGGGAUAAACACAAAUAUACAAAGAAUCAAUUUAAAAGAGAUGUCUCCAUUUAGGCAGGCUUAAUUUUUAGUAUUAGUAUGAAAAACUUAGCUAUCAAACUAGUGAUUUGGGGAUCUUUAUCAGAUAAUAGAAAUGAGAGUUGUUUCUUUGAUCCGUGUUAAGGCUAUACUGAGGUGGACUGCAGGAUCAAUUAAUUUCUCACGCAGAUCCCUUUGGUGAUGGCAAUCAAAAAAAAUAUGAGUGGUGGAAUCUGGUGUUUCUUUCCUGCGUGAACCGAAACAAAGAGCAUAUGGAAUGCAAAGGAAUCUCCCUGAGAGCAUCAAUGACGGGAAGGAGUUUAUCCUGGCCAUCAUAAACACCUGUCUGUUAAUGGGUGGUUCAAUGUCACUUAGAUCAGAUUGGAAUUGUGAUUGCAUUGGAUACUUAGAAAUUAAGGCAAGCAAAUUCUUGGUUUAUGUGGAUAUAGUGUUGCUAUGUCGUGAUCGCAGAUCCUCUGAACAAUGGUUUUUAAUAUAGUUGCCUGAUCAGUCUGAAGUUAUAAGUCAAAGUCAAUUCCUAUGGAUUUAAUCAUAAGGAGAAUUUUGCUGUAACAGCUGGAUAGAUAGGAAUCCUCUAACGUUGAGGACAACAGACUUGAUGGAUGAUGAUUAAAGAAAACGUUCACCCAGUAUUUGAUGGUAAUUGACGAACCUCUGGUUUUCAUAAGUGAUUGUUUAGUUUCUGCACAGAUCAUAUGAUAAUUGGCACAUCGAGGCAAUCCUGUUAUUUGAUGCAGAAAGUAGGCAUGUAGAUAUUCAAUAGUAUUGUUGAAAGCAUAAAUCCACACAUUUAUUCCAUACAAAAGUUGUGAGAUUAUAUUUGCAUUAAAGAUGAUAGUUGCUGCAGGAAGAAUUUGAUUUCCAUGGUGGAAGUAGCCAUUGGGGAUUGCUGAUAUCAUACCUUUGGAUAGAUUGAUGGCACAAGAUCUAUCCAGGCUGUGUGGCUGUGGUCUGGUAGAUCUCUCUGUGAUAGACCUCUGAAGAUGCCAGCCACAGAUGCAGACGAAACGUUAGAGACAAGAUCUACCAGACCACAGCCACACAGUUCGGAAACCCACAACAACCAGUUGAAUCCAGCCGUGAAAGCCUUCAACAAUACAUUAUAUUUAGUUCAAAGCUAGCUAUUUAAAGGCACAUUUAAGAUCUAAAAAUACAAUGUACAUUUUUCUUCUGACCAAUAGUAAGGUAUUUUUAAGCACGGAAGUCAAAGAAAGACAGUGAUCAGUUGUAGAUGUCACAACUUCUAUUGCUCAUCUUCUUCGCAUCAUUUCAAACCAUUUCCUAGCAAAUCUCUGCAAGCAGGUACUUUCUGUGGCAAAUUUGCCUGAAUAGUUGGGACUUCUAGACAAUUGGUUUGAUGUGAUUUCAAAACUGAGCCACAAAAUAACUUAUUGCUGCUUCUUUAUGCUGUCACGUCUUCUUGAUUUAUUGUGCAACAUCUUGAUUUCAUUGAUGCUGUAACAUCUUCUUGAUUUAUGCUGUAAUAUCUUCUUGAUUUCAUUUUGGAAAAAAUUACUGUUCUUAUUUUUUGCCAGUGGAAGAGCAUGAAGUGAUUCACUUCUUUUUUGUAGAUCAGCCAACAAUUACAUUCCACCCAAGGAGGUUAUCUUCUUAGUGUGACCUUCCAACAAAGCUGGGUUCUUUUCAGCUUCCAGUUUGAGGCCAGGAUUAUAUCUUUCUCAUUUUUUCACUCCUCCCACUAAAGGAGAUUAGCUUAAAGAGCAAGCGUACUCUCUGAUAUAGUUUCCAGCAGUAUUAUCCUUGUCUCUUUCCUUAAUAUUUUAUGGCUGCUCCCAUUUCCACUGAAUUUGCAGCAGGAAUGGUACACAGUAAUUGAGUGUGGGGAAAUGGAAGACUGUGUUGCAUUAGGGAAGCCUGCAAUUUAAUGAGGAAGGGAGUAGUGCCACUUUUAUAUCAGGUAUGGCAGUCAUCUUGUAUUGAAAGCCCGUUUAUCUUACUUGUCAGACUUGCUUGUCCAAUAUGGACAAACUACAGUAAACAAAGCAGUUGGGCCCCAUUUAUCCUUCAGUCAAGAAUUUCUUAGAUACCCAGUCACCAUCCAGGAUACUUAAGCAGCUCUUUCUAAAGAACUAAAGCAUAAACUGUACAAGCAGAGGAGAAGGAGUCAUAAUCAGGUUCUCAUUCCUGAUCCAGAUACUAUGGAAGAAGUAGUCACAGAUAGCAGCAGUCCCAUCCAGGAACCCCAGUGGUCAGUGGAUAUGCAAAUUAAUCUAGGCUUCUCCUGCCAAUUAUUAGUUGUCCAUCUCUUGAUUCAAGGCAUACCCACAAAGCUUUCUUAAAAAUGGACGUAUCAUUUCUCUGAGGGAGGGGAAUCCUCCCAUCCUUCUAGAUAUUAUUGCCCACUGUCACCCUUCCCAGGCUGGACGCCUUCAGAAGAGGAGAGUUCUUAAUUAGAAUCCUGAAUUCUAAUCAUGGAAGGAAACUGUCUGAAUAGUAUGAUCUUUCUACAGUGCAGAUUGUGCAAACCCUUCAUGUCAUUGUGUUUAAAGCAAUCUAGGUCCUCCCUUUAGAUCUAGUCCCCCUGACUCUCAAGGUUCAAAACCCAGGGGCCCUUUGAAGUAUUUUUAGAGCUAUGCAGUCAAAACUCAUAGUAACGUCUGAGCAUUCAUUAAUAUUAUCUUCCAGUCUAAACUGGUUUACAUAGCUCAGCCCAGAAUAUUCAUAUCAUUUGAUUAAUAAAAUCUGUAUUCUUGUCAUCAAGGUCAAUGUGCCACAUAUAUACAAGAAAAAUCCUUACAAAAGCCUCCUUGGAUUUUUGCUUUCUUGAAGUUCUUUCUGUUGCCACAAACCUUAUAGAAGGACUUGACAGAGUGGCCAGGAUAGUAGUUUGUAUGGCAAAUUACUUCAUGGAUCACUUGCAGUUCUGUGCCAGAAUUAAGCCUUUUAAUGUUGUAAAAACUUGUGGAUAAUAGACUGGGUACAAUAAGGCAAAUAGUUUGUCAAGAAAUUUUCUCUUUGUGCUGGUGGAAACUGAGGAUAAAAGGUAAGCUCCAUCUAUCUAUCCUGCCUUAAAAGGGAAUCUAUUCAUGACAUAAAAAUAUAUGGGAAAAGAAAAAAUAAGGGAGGCUUCUUCUAGAGAUUAUUUAAUGUGUGGAUUGCAAGAAGUAGAAAGCCACCUGGAUCAUUUUAAGAGUAUUUCUAGGGCUAAGGCUUGUACUGGCCAGAUUGAAGAGCGGCAACAUCAUCUGCUACUAAAGCCCAAGUGGAAGGAGUCCCUUUGCAUUUGUAAUAUCACUUUAAAAACCCUUCCAUGUCACUUCUUGAAUCCAAGUGGAAAAAAGAUCAGCAUUAUCUGGGCUGCAUCUUCCUGCCUGUGGGCGUAGCUGCUCAAUCUCCAAGCAUGCCGAUUGAGUCCUGUGGCAUAUGGGUAAAGCAGUGGCCCUGGAAGUCAAGGACUAGUCUUAUUGACAGUGGACCCUGACCAAGAGGUUUCAUGACCAUCGCCUUCAGGAAUCAAUACUUCCUGGGUCAGAACAAAAGUGCAGCUAUCAUGUGACUGGGGCCACUUAGAAUCUUGUCAUAGCCUGCAACUGAGAGAAGUUCACCCUCUCUCUGGCAAUUGUAUGGGGAAGUGCCUGUAAUGGCUUGUAUAAUAAUAGCCAUUGGAGGCCACGUAAAGGCUAUUGCCUGGCCUAUGGCCAGACUAAAAUGUGAAUCUAUGACUGAUUCCACAUUGGCCAAAAACAGCGGUGUGAAAAUGGUGUGAAAACUGUAUAAACCCUUUUACACCAUUUUCACACUGCUGUUUUUGGCCCAUGUGGAAUCAGCCUGUGUGAAAGAGCCAGAUAGUACAAUGAUAGCUAAAUUGCCUCUACAAUAAUUGUGUACUGGAGUGGGGUAGCAUUGAGGGAGAAGUGAAUGUAUUUCCUGGUUUUUCUCCUUCCUUACAAGCAUUUCUUGCUUAGUGCUAAAACUAUAAUUAGAUUUUUUUGUUAGGAAAAAGUUCCAAGAAGUAUAUUAAAAGCAAUAUACAGCUUCAGCAGAGAAAACCAAAGCACUUUUUAAAAAUUAAUAAAUGGCAGCAUGUCUCAUACACUCCUAUCAAUAUUGCCUGAAUUCAAUUUAAAUGUUGCAAACACUGUUGAGCCAUUUUUGUCUUUUAAAAAGUUGUGUAAAUAUGCCUCUGGCUUUGGCAAAGUUUUACAACUUAUAAGAUCACACAACUAUGUAAAGUUUGAAUACAUCCUAACACAACUUAGGUUUGAAACUGCAGUUGCCAUAGAAAAUAAUUCAAUUUAUUGGGAUAGCAUCAGCCAUUUCACCUGGGUCUGCUAAAUUAGAUUACAUUUGUGCCAGACGAUCCUACAUGUAGCCCAGGUGGCAUCUUACACAACAUAUAUCAAUCCCAUUGGAUUCUGCCAAUGCAGCAGUUUAAAAAACCUCAGAGAAAAUUGUAGGCAGAUCAUAGGAACUGAGGCUUGUUUGCCUUACUGUGCUUUCUUUUUUUCCCAGUGAUGGGCCAAAUUCAGCAAGAAAUGUAUAUCUACAUUUAGAUGGUUUGCAGAGGAGUCAGCAUUCUUCUGUGUGGGUAUUCUUUUUAAAAAGACUCAAGAGAAACAAACUGCCCUGGUCUAGCCAGAGUAGCAUCCUGAGGAACACAGGCUGGUUUCCAAACAUACACGCAGUUUCCAGCUUCUAGGGACACUAAUUGCAAGUGUGGCCUUGCUUAACUAGACAGCACUGUCUUGUUCUGCCAGUGCAGACUGCUUGUGCUGAAGAGGGGCUAAGAAGGGUAGAGUGAUGAUGUCUCCAAAUGCUUGUGAUUUGGAGAACAGCAUACCACAAGCAGAGCUAUUCUUUUUACCUUUUAGUACAAUAUUGUAAGAAUGCUAAUAUAAAGCUAGAAUAUAGAAUUCAAAAGUAAGAACUUUUCAGAGUGUGUUACAUGCAAAAACCAGCCAGGGGAUAUUUACUGCCAAGAGCAGAAGAGCAAUUAACAACAUUUGUGACUCUGACGGUAACUGUUUCAAACACAAUGAGAAGUGUUGACUUCACUUUGCUUUGAGGAGGAAAUAUACUUGGGCUUAGCUAUCAUUAGUCCAGAAUUCAGGAUGAGUAGGUUACUGGGACUGUUACAUAGAGUCAAAUACCAAAGAAAGAAAGACAACCACACAUAAAACCAUCAGUUAUGCAAGUGUUUUAAAACCAUCUGUCCUUUUCCUAACCAGAUGGAAAAGGACAACAGACUAGGCUUGGGGGAACUUGCCAUCUCUGCUUUGAAAAGCUUCUAAAACUGUCCAUUCCGUUGUGUUAAGUGUAAAAGUUUUGUUUUGAAAACAAUUUCAAUUCAGUCAUUGUAGUCUCUAAAUGUGACAUGUUAAGUUGUAUUAUUAGAACAGGUUUCUAGAAGUUGUUGAGCUUGUCACGACAUUGCAUGGGACCUAUUCUAAAUGUUAUUUUCCAAUUUUUACACCAGUUUGAAUGUAUUGUUAGUUAUUUACAAAGCACAUAUGAUUAAUUUUGCAUUAAAUGUCAGUAUUGUACUACUGUUUAUAGUAGAAUUUUUCACUGAGAACUUCCAUUUUCAUUUUUUUCAGUUGCUUUACAUCCUUAGCUGCUGUAAAAUAGCUAUUUGUGUUUAUUUGAUAUAGAAUUGUACAAACUGCAUUUAUUUAUACAGAGGCAUUUAUAAUACUUUUACAAAUGUUCUUAUAUUCUGAAUAAAUUUCUAAUGCUAGAA
Molecule: messenger RNA, 11075 nt
Organism: Sphaerodactylus townsendi
Lineage: Eukaryota; Metazoa; Chordata; Lepidosauria; Squamata; Sphaerodactylidae
Gene: MCC
Product: MCC regulator of WNT signaling pathway
Exons: 19
Coding region: 147-3161 (1004 amino acids)
Biological process (GO): negative regulation of canonical Wnt signaling pathway
Cellular component (GO): cytoplasm
Molecular function (GO): calcium ion binding
Source: RefSeq, a predicted model, not a curated record